This is a messenger RNA of Ilex paraguariensis (yerba mate), 1476 nucleotides long. Lineage: Eukaryota; Viridiplantae; Streptophyta; Magnoliopsida; Aquifoliales; Aquifoliaceae. The record is from the annotation of a GenBank genome assembly.
CAUUUGUGUAUAUAUAUAAUACAAGAAAACGCAUGUAUUACAUCUCACACUCUUCUUCUCUUCCUAUCAUUCUCUCUAAAAAUUAGUUCAGAUGACAGAGAAAAGCAAGAUUUUAGUAAUCGGAGGGACUGGUUAUGUCGGAAAAUUCUUAGUGGAGGAAAGUGCAAAAACUAGGCACCCAACUUUUGCACUGGUCAGAGAAAGCACCACCUCAGAUCCUGACAAGUCAAAAAUCAUAGAGAGCUUCAAAAGUUCUGGGGUUACAGUGAUUUUUGGAGAUAUCUACAAUCAUGAGCGCUUGGUCAGCAUAAUCAAGCAAGUUGAUGUGGUGAUCUCUGCGGUCGCGGGACAACAGAGUGCCGAUCAAGUGAACAUCAUUGCAGCCAUUAAAGAAGCUGGAAACAUCAAGAGAUUUCUACCUUCAGAAUUCGGAUUCGACACGGACAAGAUCCAUGCGGUUGAGCCAGCUGCAAGCGUGUUUAAGAUCAAGACUCAGAUUCGAAGGACUAUCGAGGCUGAGGGAAUUCCUUACACUUACGCGGCGUGCAACGCUCUUGCUACUUACUUUCUUCGUAACCUGGGACAAUUGGAUGAAACCACUACUCCUCCUAGAGACAAAGUAGUAAUUCUUGGAGAUGGAAAUUCCAAAGCAAUUUUUGUGAAGGAGGAAGAUGUAGCAACAUACACCAUCAAAGCUGUGGACGACCCUCGAACCUUGAACAAGCUCCUUUACAUGAGCCCCCCUGCCAACAUAUUGUCCUUCAAUGAGUUGGUCUCCCUGUGGGAGAACAAGAUUGGCAAGACCCUUGAGAGGACAUAUAUCCUGGAGGAUCAACUCCUCAAGAACAUCGAAGAGGCUCCAAUGCCCUUAAAGUUCCUUUUGUCCAUCUGCUAUGCUGCUUUCGUAAAAGGAGAUGUUUCAAAGAUUGAGGUUGAUGCUUCUGUGAGUGUAGAGGCCUCUCAGCUCUAUCCAGAGGUGAAAUACACAACUGUGGACGAAUUCCUCAAUCAGUUCGUCUAAGAUCCAGCACGGAGACUCAAUUCUCUGCCUUUGCUUCAGCUUUAAUAAUCUUAAUAAAUCUUCUGUGUAAAAUGCUGUACUUCAUAGUUUUUUGUAUUGAAACAAUGAAUUUUGAAUCUUGUGUUUAAGCAAAUAUGAAACAAUAUCAAACAACCAGACUCGUGCUUCGAAACAAGGACUACACUUUUCCAAAAGGAUUUGACUGUUCAAGAUCAUAAAUGAAUAGACAAAUAAAAAAAUAGUGUUCGAAUAACUUAUUAAAAUCAUUUUAAAAUAUUGUUAAAAACACUUCUACGCAGAAGACUUUCCAUUUUACAUUUUAUCAUCACCACAGCCACCAACACCACCACCAUUACCAUUACCAUUACCGAUACCACCACACUUGUCAUUUGAAGUUUGUUCUCUCUAUAUAUCGCAGAUCCCAUGUACAACAAGGUGUUGUACUUUAUCGGUGU